Messenger RNA from Vigna angularis (adzuki bean), 948 nucleotides. RefSeq names its product stem 28 kDa glycoprotein. The record is from RefSeq and is a predicted model, not a curated record. Bases 35 to 826 code for a protein of 263 amino acids. Gene Ontology annotation, molecular function: acid phosphatase activity. The transcript has 3 exons. NCBI's taxonomy places the organism in Eukaryota, Viridiplantae, Streptophyta, Magnoliopsida, Fabales, Fabaceae.
AAGCCAUGAAGCUACAACUGUAAGGUGUGAUAGAAUGAAUAACGAGAGAAUGAAGGUGUUUGGUUUUGUUGUUGCUAUAGCUGUAGCAGCAUGGCAGUGUGAUGGUUCAGAGCAUGGUGCAAGCUACGAAAUUUUCCCUCUGAGAAUGAAAACUGGGCAUGGUGGCCGAUACAUUCCAGAGGUUUCGUGCCAAAGUUGGAGGGUUGGUGUGGAAGCACACAACGUGAUUGACUGGAAAACUGUUCCUUUGGAUUGUGAGGGUUACAUUGGAAACUAUAUGCUUGCUGACCAAUAUAGAUCAGACUCCAAAACUGUCUGUCGUGAAGCUUACUUUUAUGCAAAAACCCUAAAUUUCACUGCCAAAGACAUAUGGGUCUUUGAUGUAGACGAGACCACACUAUCUAAUCUCCCUUAUUAUGCUCAACAUGGAUUUGGGGUGGAACCAUAUAAUUCGACAUUGUUUAAUGAAUGGGUUGAUAUCGGUGAGGCACCAGCACUGCCUGAGAGUCUCAAACUGUACAAGAAAUUGUUGUCGCUUGGCAUCAAGAUUGUGUUCUUGACAGGAAGACCACUGGAACAGAAGGCUGUCACAGUUACCAACUUAAAGAUUGCAGGAUACCACAAAUGGGAGAAGAUUAUCGUAAAGGAUACAUCUAUAUACGAUGGUAAAACAGCAGUUACAUACAAAUCAAGUGAGAGAAAAAAGCUGGAGGAACAGGGAUAUAACAUCAUCGGAAACAUUGGAGAUCAAUGGAGUGAUAUUUUGGGAACCAACACCGGCGACAGGACCUUUAAGCUUCCCGAUCCUAUGUACUAUAUUAGUUGACACUCUAACUAGCAACUGCCUUGCUCCUAUGAACGGAAUAAGAUGCAUACAUGUAACAGUAAUUGCUGUGUAUGUGACCUUGUCUCUUUUCUAUCAACUAAACGCACCAAUUGCUGAAGUCA